Molecule: messenger RNA, 2266 nt
Organism: Carassius carassius (crucian carp)
Lineage: Eukaryota; Metazoa; Chordata; Actinopteri; Cypriniformes; Cyprinidae
Product: copine-5-like
Exons: 21
Coding region: 271-1992 (573 amino acids)
Biological process (GO): cellular response to calcium ion
Cellular component (GO): plasma membrane
Molecular function (GO): calcium-dependent phospholipid binding
Source: RefSeq, a predicted model, not a curated record
GCUGUCAGAAGUCGCGCACUUUUACGCUUCCUUGAGGUUUUAUAUUUAGCAAACCAAACCCUUUAUGUAGUCUUCUUUUUUUUUCUUACAACAUUUCUGAUUUCUUAAUUUGAGCGCUUCACAGGGCAUCCGCGGAGCGCCAGCACAGACGAUGAUUCUCGGUCACCCUGCUGCGGUCCUCGCUGGAGCUUUGAGAUUUCAGUAAGCACUGCGGGACCCAGAACUGCAAAACUGUUUGAAGUAGAGGGCUUCCUCUUGUCCCACGCGCCCAUGGAAGGCGAUGUUAUGGAUAAACUAGAUGACAUGGCCUCAGUGUCCGAAUUCGACCCUAUCACGGGGGAUAUUCCCGCCACCAAAGUGGAGAUCACCGUCUCGUGCAGAAACCUGUUAGAUCGAGACACGUUCUCAAAGUCUGAUCCUUUGUGUAUUCUGUACACUCAGGGAGCAGAGUCUAAGCAGUGGCGUGAGUUUGGGAGAACUGAAGUCAUCGACAACACCCUGAACCCAGACUUUGUGAGAAAGUACAUCCUGGACUAUUUCUUCGAGGAGAAGCAGAAUUUGCGCUUUGACAUAUAUGACAUUGACUCCAAAAGUCCUGAUCUAGCCAAACACCCCUCCGAUUUCAACGACUUCCUGGGUCAGAGCUUCUGCACUCUGGGUGAGAUAGUGGGUUCACCGGGCAGUCAUCUGGAAAAGCCUUUGGGUGGCAUCCCUGGGAAGAGUUGUGGUACCAUUAUUCUCUCUGCAGAGGAACUCGGAAACUGUCGAGACUGUGCAACAAUGCAGUUCUGUGCCAAUAAGCUGGAUAAGAAAGACUUCUUUGGCCGCUCUGACCCGUUCAUGGUGUUCUACAGAAGUAAUGAGGACGGAACGUUCACUAUCUGCCAUAAAACUGAGGUGGUAAAGAAUACGCUGAACCCCGUCUGGCAGCCGUUCACCAUUCCUGUCAGAGCACUGUGCAAUGGAGAUUAUGACAGGUCAAUUAAAGUGGAGGUGUACGACUGGGACAGAGAUGGCAGUCAUGAUUUUAUCGGGGAGUUCACCACCAGCUUCAGAGAGCUCUCUCGCGGCCAGAGUCAGUUCAACGUGUACGAGGUGGUGAAUCCUAAAAAGAAACUUAAAAAGAGAAGAUACAUCAACUCUGGCACAGUGACACUGCUUUCAUUCUUGGUGGAAGCCGAACACACGUUCCUGGACUACAUCAAAGCAGGCACUCAGAUCCAUUUCACAGUGGCUAUUGAUUUCACUGCAUCCAAUGGGAACCCUUCUCAGUCUACCUCCCUGCAUUACAUGAACCCCUAUCAGAUGAAUGCAUACGCCAUGGCGUUGAAGGCCGUGGGCGAGAUCAUUCAGGACUAUGACAGCGAUAAGAUGUUUCCUGCAUUGGGCUUUGGAGCCAAGCUUCCUCCUGAUGGCCAGGUUUCCCAUGAAUUCCCCCUGAAUGGUAAUGUAGAUAACCCAUACUGCAAUGGGAUGGAAGGCAUUCUAGAGGCCUACCACGAGAGUUUGAAGACUGUCCAGCUCUAUGGACCCACCAAUUUUGCUCCUGUCAUCAACCAUGUAGCAAGGUAUGCUGCAGCAGUUCAAGACGGCUCGCAGUACUUUGUGCUUCUCAUCAUCACAGACGGUGUGAUAUCAGAUAUGGCUCAGACUAAAGAAGCCAUCGUCAAUGCGGCAAAACUACCUAUGUCCAUCAUUAUUGUUGGAGUUGGACAUGCUGAAUUUGAUGCCAUGGUAGAACUGGACGGCGACGAUGUAAGAAUAUCCUCCAGAGGAAAGCUGGCAGAGAGGGAUAUUGUACAGUUCGUUCCAUUCAGAGACUACAUGGACAGGACGGGAAACCAUGUCCUGAGUAUGGCACGGCUUGCCAAGGAUGUCCUGGCCGAGAUCCCGGAUCAGUUAAUCUUAUAUAUGAAGUCAAGGGGCAUCAAGCCCAACCAGACACCACCAGACUACAGCCCACCUGGGCUCAGCCCAACCCCCACCGUAUGAGUUUAUCCAGCCUGCUGAAAGAAAACAGGCGAUGUUAUGUCACCACCAAUUUGGAUCUCAUUCAAAGCCAGUACAAUUCAUUCAGUGUGAGGCAUCUAGGAAAGCGGAUGGUUUCAAUUCCGAGUUUUUGGAUCUAAUACACUGGAAAAAUUUUAAACUGUAUGUGUGUUCUGGAGUUUGAACUGUAAAGGGCGGCUCUUAUUGGUUUGUGAGUUUGUUUCCCCAAUCAUAAUUUCUUCACAAAUUAGCCAACACUAUGAAAAUCUAUAAGAUC